UCUACACACACACACACACACACACACACACACACACACACACACACACACAAAGAAUAAUAAAACUAGAAAAGAAGCAGACUCACCCAUCCCUUUCACCUUUGCAAAGUUAAGAGGGACGCUUUUGCCUCUUUUAAGCCCUGCCCCGCCACCUCCCCCGCCUAUAAAUGCACUAUAAAACCACAGCCACACGAUAGGAGACUCGCUAUCGCUAUUACCUCACCGUUUAAGGACGAACAAUGGGUUUUAUCGGCACUGGAGAGCCUGCGUCCGGUGGCGGCGUGGACAGCGGCCCGGCGUGACGCGAGACGAGUGCUGACAAGGUGGAGGGGAUUGGGAAAUGUGCCGCCUGCUGUGGGUUGCCGAGUUGUGGUGUUGGGCGGGUUAUUGGCGAGUUACUGGGGUUUAACUGGUGAUUUCUUGGGCUAUCUCUUGGGCUAUUUUUGGAGAUGUAUUGAAGGUAUUGUGAGUAAAGGAAGGGAGGUGAAAGGGAGUUACUGAGUGUAGGGAUCAGAUUAAUUAUUGGCUAGGUUAUCGUGUGGUUUCAUUGGUGAAUUUUUGGGGGUAUUUGCGACGGAGGGAAAGGAUUAAGAGUGAAGGAUUAAGAGGAGGCGAAGGAAAAGUAGAACAGAGAAAGAGGAGAGGGAAAAGUAUCUGGAAGGUGCUUCGUCAUAUCCUCUCUGACUUCUCUAAACUGUUAAAGGGAAAACUGGCUUAGUGAGUGAAGGGAGGUGAGGGAGACUGCGGUGGAGAAGAAGUAUGAGGAGAGGAAAGAGGAAAGAGAAGAGAGAGAGAAGGUAUUUGGGGGUAUUUCUUCAUCUCUAUCGAAGCUGUGUGAGUGAGUGAAGGAAAGAAGGACUGUGGUGAAGGAGAGGCAUAUGGAGAUGAGAGUGGAGAGGGAGAGGGGAGGCGGGAGGGCAUUAGCAGUAUUUCAUCAUCUUCUGUCAGACUUCCCAAGACUAUUGAAGGUGAGUCUUGCAAUCUUCUCUCGUCUUCCGGCGUGGCGCAACGACCUUGUGUGUGUGUGUGUGUGUGUGUGUGUGUGUGUGUGUGUGCAAGCAGCUAGGUGAGUGGCUUUGUGUUUCCCGUUCCAACUUAUCAACGUUUUUCCCCUUCAAUAACUUAUCUGCAAAGAUGGAUGAAUUAAAAAUAUUCCAGUCAACUUUUAUUUACUUGUCGUGGGUUUUUUUUCAGGAUCUUCAGAAUAUUCAUAACGUUAAAUACCCUGACUUAACCUCUAACUCCCAAAAAAUCCAUAAAAACUGAAUCACAUCACCUUCACGCGAUAACUAAUCCGGAUCCGGUUUAUGUACGCAACUGUCGAGUCACUUAACCAUGUUCGGCACUCGUUACCCUGUUAUUAAUCCCCCGUAAUUCCUCCUAAAAUCCAUAACAACACUUAUCAUUUAACUCCCUCAUUAUCGUAGCGCACUCCUGUUCCACGUCUGCGGCGGCGACAACUAUGACGGGGACAGUGGCGGCGGCGGGAGCGGCGGGAGCGGCGUACCAGCGGGGGCGUCAGUCGCGAUAACGUUCUAAGAAAGCCGCUAGGUCCCUGAUAUAUAAACGUUAAGGAAUCCCAGGGCACCCUUCAGUCAUGCCCAGAACACGCUGGGCUGCGCACCUCAACGCUUUUCGCCUCUAUUUUGAUACACCUGUGGCUCAUCUCCACUACUUUCCAAAGGCUCUGAUUGAAGUGACACGGGUUUUCAAGGGUGUUUUCAUGACUCCAGCGGCGGAUUAACAAGAUUUCAACAUUGCUGGCAGGAAAAGCACCCGUGAGAACUCGGUUAAUCAUCUCUGUGGCCUUUGAAAAUAGUUGUGACGAGACAGAGAAAAGGAGAGAGAGAAACAAAGAAAGAGCAAAAUAUUUCUGAAUAUGGCCUUUAAUCUUUGCUGCCUCGUUGUUAUUGCCGAGCAGUCCACGCCUCCCCCUCUCUCAAGGCCGCGCGGGUAGCUAAGUGUGCCGCGCGGCGCUGACCGGUGCGGGAGACAAGAAAAAAAUUGGUGACCGCACUCAACUCCCACCCACACAAGCACUUUCGGCAGACGUUCUCACACGCACACACGCACGCACAGUCUUGCAGGCGACACGACAGGACGCCAGGAGUGAUUGAGAGGUCUCGAGUUUCCUCCCGAGCUGAUAAGACGAGGGAGCGAAGGAGAAGAGGGAGAAGGGGAGAGGUGGCGAGGGAGAGGAGAGGAGAGGAGGUGAGGUGAAGAAACUGAGGCUGCAAGGACGAAUACCCGUUUGACUUCCACCUUACCACCACUACUACUACUACUACUACUAUUUCGUCGGGCCAAAAGUCCUCGCCUUAGGGACGCCAUGUGCAUCUCACUAGAACUUCCUCACCACCACUACCACCACCACCACCACCAUAUGCCUCGUCGACCAAAGGGACCUGUAAUGCCUGAAAAACUGACAUACCUCGCUGUUUGCCUGCUGGUCCUGCUGAAUGUGGUGUCAACUAUGGGAGGAAACAACGAAGAGUACAGUUACUACAACUCACAGAUUAACAACUCUCUGUGCCUCUCCUUCAAGAACAACAGGUUGGCCGACUGUUGCAAGCAGGACGACAUGCAACAAAUCUACGUCCACAAAACAGGAAAAUAUACGGGUAUCUUCCACAUUAAGGAUUACAAGAAAGUACUUUGUUACGACAAGACGAAGGGCAGAUUCAGGCUGUACAGAAGAAGAAACCUGGGUCUGGAGCGUUGUCGGCAUCAGCGGCGGCGAGAGCGGGAGCACCGGAGGAGAGGGCGGCGGUACGCGGGUUGCAGGCUCAUCAACGCCGACGUGCAUAAACUCAAGCAGAAAGGCUGCGAGCUGUACGAUGCCAUGGGCCGCUUCGCUUACAUCUCCGCCGAGAAAAAUUCGCUGUUUCUCGGGCUACGGAGAGGCCGCGCGCAGAAGCACAAGAAGCGCAACCGGAAGCAUGUGUGGGAACCUAAGGAGAAGAACAAGCAAUUUAUGCUCAUAAGUGAAAGCAAUUUUAAGACCAUCAAGCUGGACGGCGUGUGCUGAGUGUCGCGGCGCCAGCGAGGCCCAGCGAGCACCGUUGACUUUAGUGCCUGUGGGUGUGGGUGGUGCAGCAGGCCUGUAGUCCCUCCACCCCUCCGCUCCGCCGCCUUGAAGCCUCACAGGGGCGGCUAGACAGCGGCGUGACAGCGGCCCGCGCGCAGACCACGCCAGGCCUCAUUGUGCGGCGGUCCUGCCUCGUGGGGACGCGGGCCACACCUGGAGCAGGAUGAGUAGGGGGGUGGAGGAGGAGGAGGAGGAGCCACGCGUGACCUGAGUAAUGCCUGAAGUGACCUGAACGAAUGCCUGGCAGGAGAGCGACUCGGAACAAGAGUAAGUGAAAAAUGAACGUGCCAGAGAUGGAGGAGAUGAAGGAGUGAGGGAAUGAAGGAGCAGGACAAGGCGAGUGAGAGGGAGGGAGUGAGUGGUAGGAGUGAGUGAGAGCAAGGCGUGUUCUGCGACAACCUCAGUAAGAGAUCUGAAGACGAGAUGGUCUAUUGUAUAAAUCCUGUGUACUAGUCCGUAGACCCUUAGUGUUUAAUUAGGAUGUAACGUCGCCCCACUCUGUACAUAGACGAGCGAACCAUUGCUUCUCUCUACCAAGGGAGGCCCAGAGAGUCCCCUAUUAUUAUUAUUAUUAUUAUUAUUAUUAUUAUUAUUAUUAUCAUUAUUAUUAUUACGAAGGUCAUUUUCCAUUUAAUUUUUCUUUUUCAUCUUUUUUUUUUUAUUAUCGAAAGCGUCAAGCAAAGCCAAAGUCAGUAGCAGUAGUCUAUCAUUCACACACACACACACACACACACACACGUACAGAACCAUGACAGGAAAUUAAUGUUACCUAAAAGCCCUAAAAAAAAAAAGAAAGAAAAAAGUUAAGAAUGUCAACCAUUUCAUCUUUAGGAAUUGUCCAUAUGUCCCUUCCUCUCUCCCUCCUUCCUCUCCUCUCCCUCUCCCUCUCUCCUCUCCUUUCCCUCCCUUCCUUCCCUUCCCAGCCACGCAAAAUACCUCACUCUUUGUACUGUCAGCAAUUCCAUAUAAUUUCGACCACAUUUCAUUUAAAUUCCUUCUACUGUACUAAUCUCUCUCUCUCUCUCUCUCUCUCUCUCUCUCUCUCUCUCUCUCUCUCUCUCUCUCUCUCUCUCUCUCUCUCUCUCCCGCGGGCCUCAGGAGACAAAGGUCGCCGUAAUGGUCACCCAGCUGGCACUUAAACCCUUUAAUUACUAGUUUGAGGGACCCGACGCCACUUGGACGGGAGGUGUUAAGUAGCGUGGGGGCGAGGGUGGCUCUUCCCGUCCCCUUCCCCCCUGACACCUUAAGCCCACACGGGAGGAGAGAGGAGGAGGAGGAGGAGAAGGGAUGGUUUCUUGAGGCUUCCCAAAGUGGUGCGUCUCUAUGGCAUUGUGGGACCAAGAGGGAAUGAAGGCUGAUUUUUAAGCGAUGAUCCGAGACUUGAUAGCAGCGAGGGACAUGUAUACGUGUAACUGUAUCUUCCGCCACGGUGCACACAAUGGCCUAAUUAAUAAAAGGGGCACUGAAACGUUCACCAUGGCAGCCACCACCGCCACCAUUCCAGCCACCACCACCAUCACCGCUCUGACCGUGGCCAAGGGUAGAUUAUGUGUAAACAGACCCGAAAAAUUGUGAUUCAUUGCGACUUUCACCUCCAGGCAAGCUAAGAUACCAAUAUGAUUAAAACGAAUGGAAGCAAAAGGAAAAUGAUUGGUAAUAAAUUGAGGUAAAUGUAAGUCUGCCCUAGCUGUGGCCAAGGGGAGAUGUGCACAAGUGAAAGCACUCAAAAAAUUGUGAUUCGGUGCAGCUCUCAUCUCCAGGCAAGAAAAAGUUACCAAUAUGAAUAAGACAAUAUAAAAACAAAGAAGAAAACGAUUGGAAAAUGAACGGAGAUCAAAUACAACUAAGAAAAGUGAAGUAUUGGUGUUACUGGAAGCACUGAAAAUAAAAUAAAAAGAAAAAUGUGCAAGAUAGUCAAAUGCGAAAAAAAGAUAAUUGUUUGUGGUAAUGAAAGCAGAGGAAAGCAAUAUGUAAAUUUUAACCCUUUCUUUGCUAUUUGGCACAACUUUUCUUGAUCCAGACCAAUUUGAGACAUUUCUAUAUCAUUACAUUUUUAUCAUUAUACUCCUGGAUGGAAAAUGAAAAAAUAAAAUCCAUCCUUUUAAUCCAUUUUCCUUUCUUGCAAAUGCUAAUAAAAACAAGUUAUCAGUAUUUUUAGCAUAGUAAACUAUUGCAUAUAGCACUGAAAGGGUUAAAACAUUUCUGAUGAAGUGGCUCGGUGAGGAGGAGCAGCCGUGAAUCUCAUAACUGACGGAGGCGAGGCAGAAGGUGCAGUGUGUAGCGUUGGUGACGAGUGCAGCAGUGUCCCGCGAGGCGCAGAGCAAGGACCGCUGCUGCAUGACGAGUGUUGGUCACCUGUUUAUCUGUCUGUCAAUGUAAUCACUAUCCUUUCAGGUGUGUCUGGAGGGAGACGUGUAUGUACAGGUGUGUCACACGCGAAAGUGUACACAACAGAACCACAGAAUAACUUUGUCUAAUGUUUAUAAAGAGAGAAAAUGCAAUUCUUUAUGUAAUAUACCACAUGAUUUUUCUAUUUUUUCAUUAUUUUGUUGACCUAGUGGGUUUAUAUGUAUAUGUAAUUGUCCUUCCGGCCUCGUGUGGAUGGAAGGUUUAUGCUUUUAUGUAUCAUAAAAUUACUGCUGUAUUUUUCUAUGUUAGGUGUAGCGGCCCAGUGUUGAUAGCUAGUGAUUCAUUACAGCGCCACCUGCGUGCUCCUGGGAGGCUCCUCAGGUGACUUACGACUGGCCAGUUUCCAGGUGUGUGUGUGUGUGUGUGUGUGUGUGUGUGUGUGAAAGUAUGUAUGCAUAAUAUACAAUCUCAUUUAUGUAUUUUUUUUUUUUUACGUCGCUGCCUCCCUUGACAUCCCCCCUUCCAUCCCCCCCCAAAACCUGAUGUCACACACACACACACACACUGCAGGCUUGGAUCUCAUAUCUAAAAAAAAAAAAAGGGCUUCUGUACGUAAUUAUUUUCAUCUACUUUGUUUUUCUUUACUUUGUUAUAUUUUUUUACAUCUGUGCGAAUGAAAACUAAAGUCGAUUGAUAAAUUUACUUUGUUUACUUUUACAUUUACUUCCUUACUUAGUGGAAAAAAAAAAAACACGGGAAAGGAGAGAGAGAGAGAGAGAGAGAGAGAGAGAGAGAGAGAGAGAGAGAGAGAGAGAGAGAGAGAGAGAGAGAGAGAGCCAACCUAAACUUAAAUCUGACGCGGCCCACAGCCCUUCACAAACCCACCAAGAUCAAUUAUCUAUACAAUAUUGACACCUUUGGGAGAAAAUUACAGGUAGGAUUAGUGGCGUUUUGAGCUGAUGGAUUGUGCGUGAGAGGGAGAGAGAGAGGAGAGAGGGAGAGGGAGAGGGAGAGGGAGAGAGGCUGUGUGAGCAUUUGUGUGAUUUUGGGAGAGUGUUUGGCCUGGUGUCGUUAGGCGCAGAUUUAGCCUCAGUCAUAUGGAUCUUUGUGGCGUUAAUGGUUCCCUUUAUUGUGUGGCGCGGCGGAAAAUGCGUGUAAACCGUGUGUAAAUAGUUGAAGGUUCCCUCACCGUCCCCUGUUCGAAUCCCGCGUACCGUUCCUGGCAGAUAGGAACGUUUAUUAUAGAAGUUGUGUUAUUUGGGGUCUCGUCUCGUCUCUCUCUCUCUCUCUCUCUCUCUCUCUCUCUCUCUCUCUCUCUCUCUCUCUCUCUCUCUCUCUCCGGUAGGAUUUCAUUUUUUCCUGGUAUUUUUCUUUUUUUGUGGGUGAGAUUUGUGUUUUAAUAAAUUGAACUCCUUUCUUGUGAUUAAUUGGUCUGGUUUGGAUUUUUAUAUUUUUUCUUUCUUUUUUUUCGUGAUGUGGUGAAAGGACGUGUUAUCUUUUUAUUUAUUUAUCCUUUUUUUUUUCGAAGAGUGUAGCAGAGUGAGAUCCAAUCCUGUUUUAUGGAUGUCCAGUUCAGGGUUGCUGAGAUUUCUUCCUCACACACACACACACACACACACACACACACACACACACACACACACACACACACACACACAACUUCAGUACACCUGUUAAGAUCCGCCAUACCUAAGCGACACUAAGAUUACAGCAUAUAUAUACCCACACAGUCACAUGCUGCACAUUUUCACACACACACCCACUUCUUACACACCUUCAAUACACCUGUACAACAUUAAAGUUACAAUAUAUACACCUUCACAAUCACACACUGCACAUCUACACACACACACACACACACACACACACACACCAUUGUUUAAGAUCUUCCACAUUCCACAUCCUUACGUUCCCAAGUACACCUCCAUACUCACACAUUCCCCCACACUCUCACUCUUCCACAGCACUCCACUUAGUACACCGUCACUUCUACCACUUAAAAACCUGCAUACUCCCACGCUAACACCUAGAACACCUACCACUUACUCACCCUUAUUAAAAUCAACUUGGUGCCACUCACAACCAUACCACUCAAAACACAGCAACACCCAAUACAUCCAGCACUCAUAUCAACAUACCCACCCACCCACACACGCACGUCUCCACUCCACACAACAUCAGGCACCCCUUUCACCCCAUUACCCCCCCGUCAUUAACAAGAGCUUCACUCACCCCUCCCUGUGUCUCCCUUGAGGCUGAGUCAUCCCUAACCUGCUCCACACCCCCCUGACACCCCCUGAUACCCCUGAUACGCCCACUGGGGACUUGUCAGGGAUAGGGACAGGACCACACGAGGCAGCCACACGAAGCAGCUCUGUCCCUAAGGAGUGUGUUUGUCCCCCGCCCUGUACUGUCCCUGAAUGCCCGUAUCCCUAAGACACCUGUAUAUAUAUAUAUGUACAUAUGAUAUUUAUUUCAUUAAAUUCAUCGCAUUGU
Molecule: messenger RNA, 7933 nt
Organism: Scylla paramamosain (green mud crab)
Lineage: Eukaryota; Metazoa; Arthropoda; Malacostraca; Decapoda; Portunidae
Exons: 5
Coding region: 2330-3028 (232 amino acids)
Source: RefSeq, a predicted model, not a curated record